Molecule: messenger RNA, 4506 nt
Organism: Scylla paramamosain (green mud crab)
Lineage: Eukaryota; Metazoa; Arthropoda; Malacostraca; Decapoda; Portunidae
Product: cell adhesion molecule Dscam1-like
Exons: 19
Coding region: 608-3616 (1002 amino acids)
Biological process (GO): cell-cell adhesion
Molecular function (GO): protein binding
Source: RefSeq, a predicted model, not a curated record
UUCUUUUACUCUUCCUCCUCCCCCUUCUUCCUCUGCAUACUUUCCACCCUUCCUCCGCCACAGCUCCUUACCCUCAGUUCUCUCUCCUGGCGACAGAGGGGAGCGCGGAUGGAGGAGAAAGUUAUCAACCAAUCCGUGGCGGUCGGCGAGCACCUGAGUCUCCGCUGCCCUGCCCGCGGUGACCUGCCCCUGUCUUUCACGUGGGCCAGGGACGGGGUGACACUCUCGGGCGGCGGGGGAGGAGGAGGUGAGACUGGAGGAGGGCGGGAGGACCUCAGUGUUGGUGCUACCUGCUACUCUUCGCUCCCAGGCUGGCGUGUAUACGUGUCAUGCCGCUAACAGGAUAUGGGUCCGACUCCUCCACCUUCUUUCUCAAUGUGGUCGAGCGGCCGGAUCCUCCCAGCCACGUGCAUGUCAAGGAGGUAAAGAGUCGCGAGGUAUCGUUGGCGUGGGCUCCUCCCUUCGACGGUAAUUCCCCGCUCACCCCACUACCUCCUGCAGCACUGGGCCGCACGAGACUCCGCCCCCCACGCCCGCCAAUACCACCCUGCCGCGGGACCUGACGGAGGCCACGCUCAAGGGUUUGUCCCCGGGUCGCACAUACCACAUGCAGGUGCUGGCAGUGAACGUGCGGGGUGCCUCCUCUCCCUCCCCGACCCUCAGCAUCACCACCCUGCAGGAGCCGCCCUCCGCCCCGCCCACCCACCUCCGCGCUCACGCCCGCCAGCAAGCCUCGAUCUCCCUCACGUGGCAGACCCCAGCAGCGCAUCUCAGCCCAGGGGAGGUCACAGGGUACCAGGUGGGCUUCAGGGAGGCUUCCGUGGGGGGCGAUGAGGGGGAGUACCGGUGGAAGAGUGUGCGGGGAGGCGCCAUGACGGCCAAGGUGGAGGGGCUGCGUCACUACACCGCCUACAGCGUCACAGUGAGGGCCGUCAACCAGGUCGGCUCGGGUCCCCCUGCCCAGCCCGUCACCGUCACGACAGCACAGGGAGUCCCCUCAGCAGCCCCAGACGGGAUCGAGUGUGACCCGCUGUCCUCGCAGGCUCUGAGGGUGCGCUGGAACCCGCUCCCUCUCAACCUGUCCAACGGGCCGGUGCAGGGAUACAAGGUAUUCUACAAGCGCACCUCCAACAUCGAAGGUUCCAACGCCGUGGACGUGAAGCGCACCACGAACCUGGAGACGAGCCUGCAGGGUCUGGGGCGCUACACCAACUACAGCGUGCGGGUGCUGGCCUACACGGGGGCAGGGGACGGGGUGGUUUCCGCUUCCAUCCACUGCGCCACUCUUCAGGACGUUCCCGGGCCGCCAGCUGCCAUCCGCGCCCUCCCAGCAGGCCCUCACUCCAUCGUGGUGUCGUGGCUGCCUCCCGAGCGUCCCAACGGUAUCCUGGAGCACUACACCCUCUAUUACCGUCCACUUAACGCCCACAGGCAGGCCCUUCAAACAGUGGUGGUGCCAGUGGAGGGAGGCGCCACAGCCAGCAGGCCGGCGUGGGGUGAGGUGAGCCGCGAGGUGGAGGGUCUGGACGCCCAUGCCCGGUACGAGAUGUGGGUGAAGGCCUCAACCCGCGUGGGCGAGGGCGGCGCCUCCAGGGUGGUGUCCCAGGCCCCCGCCGCCACAGUGGCCGCCAGAAUCAAGUCGUUCGGCCAGGCGGUGGAAGUGAAGGCAGGGGCGCCGCUCACUCUCCCCUGCUCCGUGGUGGGUCACUCCGCGCCCCUCGUCACCUGGACACACCUGGGCCGCGACACUAUCCCCAACUCGCAGACACUGCCGGACCACUCGCUGCACCUGCCCGCCGUCACUUCCGAGGCCUCCGGUAACUACACCUGCCACGCUCACAACCCCAGCGGGCGGGACGAGGCGCAGUGGUCGGUGCGGGUGGUGGAGACGCCCCCGCCGCCCACCCUUCGCGUGCAAUACUCUACUGAAACCACAAUCCACAUCUCCUGGCACACAGCGGGCGACGGAGGGAAGCCCAUCACUGGCUACAUCAUCCGCUACCGUCUGGAGGGAGGGGAGUGGCAGGAAGAGGCGGUGGAGCCCGGGGAGGCGAGUCAUGUCUUGCAGAAACUCCGCUGCGGCUCCACCUAUCACCUGCAGGUCGCCGCGCGCAACCUGGUGGGCCACGGCAAGGCGUCGCGUACCGUGAAGACCAGGACACGAGGCGCAGCGCCCCGCCAGCCACGCCACCAGGACCUUGUCAGCGUCAACUCCUCCUCGGUGACGCUGCAGCUGUACACGUGGCCCUCAGGCGGCUGUCCCAUCACCCGCUGGAUGGUGGAGUAUCGCGCUCACUCCGAGAAUUCCUUCACCGCCGCCGCCUCCCACCUGGCUGGCGACACGGACUCCUACACCUUGGGGGACCUGGCGCCUCUCACGUGGUACCAGCUGCGUGUCACUGCUUACAACACCGCUGGGUCCACGAGUGCUGCUUAUGAUGUUGCAACUGCCUCGCUGACUGGAGCUACCCUCGCGCCAGAGUCCGUGGUGGAGGUGGUGGAUCGGCUGGGCUCCCCGCUGUACCUGGACCCCCACAUCCUGGCGCCAGUGGUUUCCGGGGUGGCUUGUACCCUCGCCCUGCUCCUCUGUGUGGGUCUCCUGGUCUCCCGAGGGCGUGCGCAGUUCAUGAAAGGUGCGGAUACAAAUAGUGGCAGCAGCGGCGGAGGAGGAGGAAACAGUAACGGCAAUACAUACAGUCGUUCUCUGGCCGAGAUUCAAAACCACCACAACGACAGUCAGGAGCAGCUGUCGCCCCCGCCCGGUCCCCGCAGCAAGCACGACGAGGCUUACUCCGUGGACGAGCCGUACGAGAUCUGCCCCUACGCCACCUUCAGCAUGCCCCCGGGGACCACUGUGCCUCCGGGCUCGGCGGGGAGGGGCACCCUCGACUACACAUUACAGUUUCACACCUUUGGCCACCAAGAAUGUUUCGAGGGCCAGCCAGCCCCGCAGAGGGCCUCCGCUGCCUCCCUCUUGGGCGGAAGGCGGCGUGAUGGGGGCGGCGGAUCAGCAGCAGGUGCCUCCGUGGAGAUCGCGUGCAUCUCCAGCCAGCAGACUCUGCCCAUCUCCUGUGUGCGUGGCGGCGUGCGGCGUGCAGGCAAGAAGGAGGUGGAAGAGGAGGAGGAGGGGGAGGCCCACGGUGGGUCGGAGAGUGAGCAGGACACGAGCGGCAGUCCCGGAGGGGUACGAGGCGGCCCAAGGGACACGUACAAGGUGCCUGUCCGGCUUAGGCGAGGUGCUGACUUCAGCUUCCACCCGCCAGACUCCAGCACUGAGAGCAAUGACGAACGGUCCCCUGUGCCCCCCCGCCGACCACAGCACCUUCCCCCCACCCACCCCCAGCAUGCCUCUCACAGACUCCAUGCCUGUACACCUGCUCCACCACCUGCACAGGGCCUGAGGCCCAGCAGUACCCUGGACAGCGUGUACUCUGUGGAAGGGGCGGUUGGGGGGCCCCUUCGUCCCCCGACUGGGUUCUCUGACUCCCGUGAGCUCUCAGAGGCAGAGUGUGACCGAGACCCAGGACAGGGAGGUCACAAGGGAAGGCCACAGCAGCAUGGCAGACGGCCGGCCUUCCCUCCUCGACCCCCCACUGACUACAGCAUCCACGUGUGAUCCAGCUUGUCAGGUUUUGAUCAGAGACAGGACAAGUUCACAGUACAGGUGCUGUGAAUGUAUCCACCCCUCCUCUGAUCAAACUGCCAAACUUUACACACUUGUAUAAACCUAAAAACAAAUAUUAAAGAUUAGCCUGUAGUGAGGUUUUCAGUUAAAUUUGUUGCUGGUUAGAAUGAGGAGCUGGUGAUUGGAGUAGAUUUUGGGUAUAGUAUGUUGGAGUGUUUUUUUGGAGAAACCAUUGUGAUCCUGGGUCAGACCCCACUCAGAGCACUUCCCACACCACUGGCUUUUAGUGCUCAUUAUUUUCUUGACCAGGAAUUCCAAACCCAGUGCUGAAGGUGAAGAGUCUAGUGCAUGGGCAUUAUAGUAUGAAUUUUAUACCUGCUGCAUAUCAUUGUCAUAUCAUUGUAGUGUGUGUGUGUGUGUGUGUAUGUGUGUGAGACUAUGUGUGCAUGUGUUCACCUACAGCCAUCUGCUGGUCACCCAGCCAGCUGUUACUUUACAGAAAAAGCUCAGAGCUCAUAGUGACUGAUCUUUGGGUAGGACUGAGAUCACUCACACACCACAUACCAGGACAGCAAGGUCACAACCUCUUGGGUUACAUCCCAUACCUACUUGCUGGUAGGUGGACAGGGACUACAUGUUAAGAGGCUCGCCCAUUUGCCUCACUGCCCCCUGGGACUCAAACCCAGGCCUUCUCUGUUGUGAGCCAAGUGUGUGUGUGUGUGUGUGUGUGUGUGUGUGUGUGUGUGUGUGUACAUUUUUUCCGAUGUAACAUUGGCAAAUAUAUCUUGGCCAUCUCACUUGUUUAUCAGUGACAUGUGGGAAGUAGAAACUUGGGGUUCUGACCCAUAUGUGUUAAGGCCUAAUAAAUUAUUGCUAUCUGU